Molecule: messenger RNA, 2506 nt
Organism: Phlebotomus papatasi
Lineage: Eukaryota; Metazoa; Arthropoda; Insecta; Diptera; Psychodidae
Exons: 2
Coding region: 106-2247 (713 amino acids)
Biological process (GO): regulation of mRNA processing; regulation of transcription by RNA polymerase II
Cellular component (GO): nucleus
Molecular function (GO): sequence-specific DNA binding
Source: RefSeq, a predicted model, not a curated record
AAUAUUCCAAACCAUAUGGGAAUAUCCUUCCAGGAACUUUAUCAACCGCGCAAUGUGUUUCGUGUAAAUUUUCUCAAGUUUUUAAUGAUACAUUUCUGAUAAAUCAUGAAAAUUGCAAAGAGAAAAUUAUCAGAAUUGCGUGUAGUUGAUUUGAGGAAUGAAUUAUCAAAAAGAAAACUCGAUACAACGGGAUUAAAACCCAGUCUUGUAAAGCGUCUCAAAUUGGCUUUGACUGAGGAGGAGAAGGAUCCAUCGACAUUUGAGUUUGUUAUAGGAGAGGAAGUGGCUUCUACAGCUGUUGUAAACAACCAAGAACCAGCAACAUCAAUUCCUCCUAAGGAGUCUAAGCCUGAAUCUCAAUUCUCUCAGGUAAUCCCCAAAAUUGAGCCAAAUAACAGUUCAACAGAGAUAGCUAUCGAAGCUAUUGAAGGUAAUUCAAAAGAUCAAACAGACAAAGAUGAAGAUAUUACCCUCAGUGGCUUCGAAGAGGAUCGCUAUAAAAUGCUCUUGGCUUUGGGGCACGUAGCUGGAUAUCAAACAAAGUUGCUUGCGAAAAAAAGUGUAAGUGAAAAGAGAUCUAACUCUGAAGAUUCCUCAGACUUUCCUCGGGCCAAGAAAAUUAAAAUAGAGCAUGAAUCCAGUUCAGCAAUGCAGCCAAUUCAGCAAAAAACUAACAAUGUUGCUGUCCAGAAAUCUCACACUGAGAAAUCCCGGGAGGUUCGAAUAUCCGAGAAUAUUAAAAUAAAGUCUGAUCCCAGCCCAGGAAUACAUUCUGAACCUCCUGCAAAGCCUAUUGCUGACAAAAAGCAGACAAGUGACUCGAGUAAUUCUUCAAAAUCGGCUAAAUCCAAGAAACAGGAGAAAUCCAAAAAACAGGAGAAACACGAAUGCAACAAAAACAACUCAAAAGCACCUCCAAAGCCUCCUAAGUCAACCACCGCUGCUGACCACAGUUUCAGUGAGUUCAGUCAAGAAGCGAAAACAGUGGCAGUAGGCAUUGUUCCAUCUAACUUCCCCACAAAAACCCUGACAAAAGCACAGAUGAAUAGCAUCCAGGAAGCAAUUGAUUUUCAGGUGCUAAAUCAAAAGAAUAAAUCUUUCAAGCCGAAAUUCUCAGGGAUUGAAUUCAAGAGUGACUGGUUAUCACUGAAAUGCUCAAAUAGAGCAACAGCGGAAUGGUUGAAAAUGGCAGUGAAGGAUAUAACUGUGUCCCAGGAGUACAAAUUGAAAAUGGUGGAAGGCAAGGAAUUACCUGAAGACCAAAUGAUUGAAACAACUUUUCCAGAGACUGCCCAUAUGGAGACAGCAACUAUCCUUGGGUUCAUUGAGAGUCAGAAUGAGAAUUUACAGACAGGAAAUUGGAAGAUACUACGAAGGCAGCAAAAGACUACUUCAUCCAUCAUGACAUUCUCUGUCUCUCAAACGGUCAUAAAAGAGCUCAAAAAUUGCGGCUACAAAAUCCACUUCCGCUACGGAACUGUUGUCUUCAACCGGAGAUAUAUCCCAUUGACGGACACUCAAAUUGAUAACCCAACAAAAACUCUUCCUAUCCAAAACCAGCCGAAUCCGCCCAAACCUACGGCGCCCAAACCUACAGAGGACAAAUCCAAGGCAUCAGUGGUGACUCAAGCAAAGCCUACGAAUGAUCCCAAGCGUCCCAUGACUGAAACGCAACGUCGGAGAAAACGUAGGAAGAUUAAAGCAACAAUGGCAUCCAUGAAUGCAUUGGAGGGAAAUAAAAACCCUGCUGCUGUCCCUCAAAAACAGAAGGGUAACACUGUGAAAGAAAAACACUCCAAAAAAUCUCGUAAGCCACAUUCAAGUUCAUCUCGAUCUCCUGUUCCUCCACGGUCUCCACCAAAUAUUUGUCUAGCAUCAUCAUCAAGAGAACGAUCUCGCAAUUCUCCGAUCUCAGGGGACUCGAGGUAUUAUUCUCAUAGCGAAAUGAAGUAUACUCAUGGAGAUUGCAGUGAUGAUUCUGACAUGUGGACACGAAGAAGAGCAAUUGAUAAUUCUCCGCCCAGACAAAUAUCCAGAGAUUCAGGUUCAUACAGUAUGAGGAGUCAUCAUGAAGAGAAUGAUUACAGACGGAGAGAUUUGUCUCGAGAAAGACAAGAAAGUGCCCCUUCUUUAAGAACAAAACGCUUGAGAAUUAAUCCUGAAAUAAACAAUGUUUACGAUCGGGAUAGAAGCAGGUCACCACAGGAAAUAACGUUGUACCGAGGAUUUUAUCCUCCUUUUCUUUAAAGUUUUGUAGGGGCCGGACGUGCCUUGACAUCCACAAAGCCCGAGGAUUUUACCCCAAAAAUUGGCCGUGAUCAUUCUUACGGAAUUCGAGGCGAAAUGAACACAGCGUGAUUUGUAACUUUUUACGAGGUUGAAGCUUUUCCAGAGAGGUUUUCGGAUUUUCGUCUCUUCUUUAUCUAGUUCAGGCAGGAUUAUUUAUCAGGGAAAACAGUAAAAUUAAUUUGAAUUGAAUUUUUCUUUAAAUAAAAUACGUUGAAUA